GAUCCCGGGUCCCGGGGCGGUGCCGGUGCCGCCAUGGCCGCGGGGCCGGUGCGGGGCCGGCGCGGGGCGCCCGGGCCGGGGCCAGCCGGGGAGCCGGAAUGCAAGCGGCUGUGCAGGCUGCUGGACACCAUUCCAGGGGAGCCUGGUGCCCAGCUCGUGGGCUGUGCCAUGGACCUGGAUUCCAGGCAGAAACUCCUCCCUGACUCUGCUCCCUGGGCUGCAAAGACAAAGCAGAAUUCCCUGAUUUUGGAAAAUCAUGGGAGCAAAGGCAUUUCCCAGCCCUGCCCGAGAUGUGUUGCUGGAGAAUCUGGCCACUUCAGUCACAUCCUGAGCUUCUAGAAACAGAGAGGGGCAGCUCUGAUUUCCUGCUGGGAUGCCCAGGAUGCAGCUGAUCCUGGGCUCUGCCCUGCCUGCCUCAGCACCCCCUGCCCUGCUGCCCCUCUGGGCACCAUGCCCUGCAACUCCACACCUGCCCAAAACGCUUCUGCUCCUCAGGUAGCUCUGGGUUUGUCCAGAAAGGACAAGGAAAGGCUGAUUCCAUGUUUAGGUAGCUCAGAAAUUGUUUUAAAAAGGACAAGAAAAGGCUGAUUUCAUGUUUAGCUCAGAAUUUGUUUUAAAAAGGACAAGAGAAGGCAGAUGUCAUGUUUAGCUCAGAAUUUGUCCAUAAAGGACAAGGAAAGGCAGAUUUCAUGUUUAGCUCAGAAUUUGUUUUAAAAAGGACAAGAAAAUUCAGAUUUCAUGUUUAGGUAGUUCAGAAAUUGUUUUAAAAGGACAAGGAAAGGCAGAUUUCAUGUUUGGGUAGCUCAGAAUUUGUCUUAAAAGGAUAAGGAAAGGCAGAUUUCAUGUUUUAGACUGGUUAAGUUGAGCUGGCCGUGGGCCCAGGCUUCACCUGGGACUGAGCCAGAGCUUGUGCUGAUUCCAAAGGUUUUCCCAACAGCCCUGACCCCCUUGGAAAAUGCUGCUUUGGAAAAUCCUCCUUGUGCAGGGCCACAGGCAGGAAUGGGAGGACACAAAUCUUCAUUUUUAAGUGGCUUUGCAGCUGUGAAGUCCAGGAAAAAAUCCUACUGAAGCUUACAUUUAAUUCCCAAAAAAAAUCUGUUUAAAAAGACUUGACCUUGUCACCCAACAGGCUUUUAUUGGCACAAAUCUGAGGACAGGUUAAUUAACCUCUGAAAGGUUAAUUUUGGGGGUUAUCAGGCUGCAAAAUCCACAGGCAAAGGUUUUUUGCAGUCCUUGAAUCCUUCCCAUGUUAUGUGUGGAGUUGGAGUCAGCCCUGAGUCGAGAUAUUCUCAUUAAAUCAAUGAAUAUCACAUAAUACUGAGUUUAAUUAAGUAAUACAUGAGGAGUUGAGUCUAAAAGCAGACCUGCACUUAAUUGGCAUUCAGAUUUUGGUUUAAAAAAAAAAAAGUUUCCUCCAAGCCAAUAAAAAUUUUAGUUGAAUUUAGAAUAAAUACUUUCAAGUUAGUAUUUACAUACUCAAUACCAAGAUCUGGGGGUCAGAAUUUGUGGGGAAUUCAUUUUUACAUCCCCCACCCUUGUCUUUUUAAAAAUCCUGGUCAUCAAAGCAGUAUUUUUUUAAAAAAGGUGGAUAAACAGCAGUUUGUGUGCUGCAAAAGCUGAAAUAUCUGAUUCAAUGUAAAGGGCUAAACGGGUUUAGUUCCUGCAGAAUCACUCAAAACCUCAAGUGUGACAGGUAAUGAUUAGGACUGGUCAAAAAUUGGUUAAAUAAAGUCAAAAUUUCAGGUGUUCAAAGAGGGGAAUACCAAAACUGGACUCGGAGUCUGUGAUGGAAGAGUUUUCUGCCAGAAUACAUCAGGCAAAAGUAUGGGAUCAAGUUUAAAACACAGGGAAUCUGUGGAUUAUCAAAGCAAAAAGUGGUUUUUCCUUAAAUAACUCCCAUUUUAUCAUGUUCAGGAGUGCACAGAUACCUGUGUCAACAUUUCCUCUGUUUGCUUUAAACUUGGAUCUGGUCUGGAUUGGGAUAAAACCAAGAGCCAGCUGGCUCCUUGCUGGUUUUCAUUCUGCUCCUGGUGGGGUUUGUGGCACAUCCUUUUAAAUCCUGCUUUUCCAGCACUGGUCUGAAAUGUGGUGAAUCCCAGGGCAGCUCUGGUGGCUGCAGCAGAAUUUUAAUGGGAUUUUUGGGAACUUUUUUUUUUUUUUACCAAAAUCUGAAUGCCAGUUUAGUGCAGGUCUGGUUUUAGGUUUAUUUCCUCAUGUGCUCCUUGAGUAAACUCAGUAUUUGUGUGCUGCUCAUUUAUUUAAUUUAUUUAAAUAAAUUUAACCCCUGUCAGUGGGCAGGGGGCAGGGGUUUCACUGCAUUUCAUCCAGGGGAUUCCUGAGCUCCACAGCUGGGCAAACCAGGAGCACCUGAUCCUGCUUUUGGGGUGAGCAGGGCCAUCCUUCCCCCGUCCCAAAUGCCACGUGCAGCCAGGCUGGCAGGGACAUUGGGACACUGGGAAUUCCCAGGUGUUUCCCACACUGGGAUGUUUCCCACACUGGGCUCUCUGUGUUGGGAAUUCUCCAGGAGCACAGAGGGGAAAGCUGAGCAAGUCAGUGCUGAUAUUUAAAUCAAUAAAUAAAAUAUAUUCUCCUCCUAAUGCCCCCUGUGCUGGGAGUGAGCCCCAAAAAGGGCACCGGGCAGUGCAAAGGAGCCUGCCCUCAUUUCCAGCUGUCCCAGUUCCCACUCCCUGCAGAAUUCCAGCCUGCUUUGGGCUGGAAAGGGCCAUCCAGCUCCUCCCCCUGUCCCAGUGCUCCCAGCCCCAUCCAGCCUGGCCUUGGGCACUGCCCCAGCUGCUCUGUGCCCCCUGUGCCAGGGCUGCCCAGCCUGGCUGCAGAAAUGCACAUUUCAGCUCCAUUCUGGGGAACUGUCCUCACCCCUGGAGCUGCUCCCUGGCCCUGCAGAAAUGCACAUUUCAGCUCCAUUCUGGGGAACUGUCCUCACCCCUGGAGCUGCUCCCUGGCCCUGCAGAAAUGCACAUUUCAGCUCCAUUCUGGGGGAACUGUCCUCACCCCUGGAGCUGCUCCCUGGCUCUGCAGAAAUGCACAUUUCAGCUCCAUUCUGGGGAGCCCCUGGAGCUGCUCCCUGGCCCUGCAGAAAUGCACAUUUCAGCUCCAUUCUGGGGAACUGUCCUCACCCCUGGAGCUGCUCCCUGGCCCUGCAGAAAUGCACAUUUCAGCUCCAUUCUGGGGAGCCCCUGGAGCUGCUCCCUGCGGGUCACACGCAGGUGUUCCCAUGGCAAGGCAGCUGCUGCCCUGCCUCCUCCUAAACUCUGAAUAAAAUCACCUUUAACUCCUCUCAGACCCCCCAUUAUCCUGAAUUUUCCCCACAUUGGAAGGCAGAAGCUCCUGGAUCAAUUCCAAAGUGAACUUUUCCUCUCAGAUGAGAUUCCUUGCUCCAUGUUUUCCAAGAGGGCAAGGAGUGCUUUUUUAAAUCAGUCAGGCUGGAAGCAAAUUGGACUUUAAUUGUCUGCUCCACUGAAGGCUUUUAAUGGUGAUACUUUUUAAAAUAGAUGUGUUUGUAAUUUAUUUUGGGAUUUUCUAGGAUCGUAAAGCUGGCACAGGCUGGGGCAGUGAAUAUUCCUUUAAAGCAGAUUUGUGUCAAAUCUGCAGUGGAACCACAGAGUUAUUUUUGUAUGCCUUGUAAACUCUGAAUUUUUGUUUUCUUGAUGAAAAAAAAAGUAAACUUUGUAUUUCCUACUGCUGUGGUUUGUACACAGAAUAACCAGAGUGAUGCUUUAUUUACCUGUAUAUAGAGAGAAAGGCCCCUGGCCUGUUUUUAAUUCAGGUUUAAAGGAUCUAAUUCUUAUUUUUAACUUUGUAUUUUUUAAAUUGUUCCUUAUAAAAGCAGAAGCAUUAAACACCACUUUGGCUACAGCA
This is a messenger RNA of Passer domesticus (house sparrow), 3876 nucleotides long. RefSeq names its product chromosome 8 C10orf143 homolog (gene C8H10orf143). The record is from RefSeq and is a predicted model, not a curated record. Lineage: Eukaryota; Metazoa; Chordata; Aves; Passeriformes; Passeridae. The transcript is spliced from 4 exons. The coding region runs from base 34 to 339 and encodes 101 amino acids.